UGAAUCAAUAAGUAAGUCACACCAUGUCAAAAUAUUGUCAAAUAAAUGUGUACACGUAUCGUUUUCCAUAUAUAUAAUCAAUGGUCUACUUAAAAGAAAAAAAAAAAAAAAAAACUUUUUCUCUCUAUAGUUCUCUCCCUCAUUUCCACGCUUCCUUGUCUCUCUCACAUUGAAAACGGAAAACGAGGAAUUGUUGUUUGUUUCAAUCAAAAUGACAUAACACUAUUUGAUGCACCAUCGCCAUUAACGUCAAAUAAACCUUCGAAGAUCCAAACCUUCCACUUUGUACUACCAAACUGUAACUAAUCAAAGAAUGGGAAAAACAUCAAGCAAAGAAUGGACGCGGAUCUACCUCAUCUACGGAAUGGAUCAGUGGCAAACCUUCGUCUUCCUUCUCUGUCAAGCCGUUCUCUUCUCGAUUCUCUCAGUACUCUACCUUCACUACUUCAACCAAAUCUCCACCCUUUUUGAGACCCUUCUCUCCAUCGCCGCCGUACACCGCGGCGCCGCCCGCUUCGUGGCAGGGUUCACCGGCUCCGUCACGGCGCUCUCUGCCCUCUGCCUCUUCUACGCGGCGGCGAACUUUUUCUACUCCGCAGUGCCUCUUCAUUCUGAGAUGGCGCAGCGCAUGGUGGACACCGUCGACGAGUGGUCCACGGUGCGCUUAGCGCUUGACCUUGGCUGCUGCGGACGCGGCAUUUUGCUGAAUGCAUUAGCCGCCCGCCUUAAAAAGGAAGGAGGUUCGGGUCGGGUGAUUGGAUUCAGCGGUCCGAAUAAGGCCAGGUUAGCGGCGACGCUUCGGGCCGCUAAGGUAGAGGGAGUGGAGGAGUAUGUGACAUGCCGCACAGGCGACCCGACCAAACUGCCGUUCUUGGACGGCAGCUUCCACGUUGUGGUGUCCGGGACGUUUUUGCACACGGCGGGAAGGGGGCACAGGGCGGAGGUGGCUGCGGCGGAGAGGGGAAGGGCGAUGACGGAGGUGGUGAGGGUGUUGAAGGAGGGUGGCGUUGGGGUGGUGUGGGACCUUGUGCACGUGCCGGAGUACGUGCGGCGGUUGCAAGACAUGAAAAUGGAAGACAUAAGAGUAAGCGAGCGCGUGACUGCGUUCAUGGUUAGCAGCCACGUCGUGUCGUUCAGAAAGCCCACUCAACACGUGCAUGGCCCACCUGAGGUUAGGUUGGAUUGGAGAUUCUGCUGACGUGGAUUUUCUCACAUAUACACUACUGUCUAUGGAGAGUGAUGUCCUAUAUACAAACAGAACAAAACCAUUUUGUAUUUUUGUCUCAGUUUUUCAUUUUUUGUUUUCACUAUAAUUCUAUGAAGGGCAAGAAAAAUUUAUAUUAUAGUUUAUAUACACUCAAACUUUAGUUUGUUGAGUGCAAACUAAAUUUAGUUCACGAAUAAUAAGUUUCAUAGAAUAUUAUAUACUUAGAUGUGUUUAAAUUUAAUUUUGAGUUUCAAUUUCAGAUUGUAACUUGAGAAGGAAAAAGAAAAAAAAUCUUUUGGCAUUAAACUGUGAU
This is a messenger RNA of Vigna angularis (adzuki bean), 1520 nucleotides long. RefSeq lists its product as uncharacterized. Bases 314 to 1198 code for a protein of 294 amino acids. The record is from RefSeq and is a predicted model, not a curated record. NCBI's taxonomy places the organism in Eukaryota, Viridiplantae, Streptophyta, Magnoliopsida, Fabales, Fabaceae. The transcript has 2 exons. Gene Ontology annotation, molecular function: S-adenosylmethionine-dependent methyltransferase activity.